Molecule: messenger RNA, 5817 nt
Organism: Oreochromis aureus
Lineage: Eukaryota; Metazoa; Chordata; Actinopteri; Cichliformes; Cichlidae
Product: pituitary adenylate cyclase-activating polypeptide type I receptor-like
Exons: 14
Coding region: 450-1802 (450 amino acids)
Biological process (GO): cell surface receptor signaling pathway; adenylate cyclase-modulating G protein-coupled receptor signaling pathway
Cellular component (GO): plasma membrane; neuron projection
Molecular function (GO): G protein-coupled peptide receptor activity; peptide hormone binding; vasoactive intestinal polypeptide receptor activity
Source: RefSeq, a predicted model, not a curated record
GACUAAACAGCUGUCUCACUUUGCUUUCUGCGUGUCUGACGAGGCGAGAACCCCAAAGGUACUGACACCUUCAUCAUCAUCCUCUUCAUCCUCCUCCUCUUCCACCUCGUCGUGGUGCCGCAGCAGCCAAAGCGGCGAGUGCGUCCUGCAGCAGCAGCAGCAACAACAGCAGCAGUAACGGCACCUGUCUAUUUUUUUUCCCAGGACGGGCUUUUUUUAUAACUGUCUUAGGAGUGAAAACAAGGUAGAAACACCGCCGCAGAACCGUAAAUGCCGAUGGCUCCAUGUGUAGACAUUUGCGCCGGUGAAAAUUAGGCAUCGAGCCCUUGAUGAAGCACGGUGACGCUGUGGGGAGCAUUUUUAGUGCAUCCCUUUGAAAACACACAGGCACACACACACACACGAAGAUAGCGAGGAGCCUUUUGGAUGCAAACACUUCACAGGGGACGAUGAGAGGCUUCCUGCUGACUGCAAUCUUUCUGUUGCCCUUGGUGGCCUCCGAGUCUGGGCACUGCGUAAUAAAGCGUGAACAUGAUAAAUGCAUGGAGAGGAUCGCAAUGCACAAAUCAGAUGGAGAAGAAUAUGCAUGUGAUUGGAUGUGGGACAAUCUUACCUGCUGGCAAGCAGCCAAUGUUGGGGAGGUUGUGGAGGUUAACUGUCCGGAGCUCCUUCAUGACUACACGGUACCUGAAGAUGAAAUGGGGAAGGUCAGUCGCAACUGUACUGAGUACGGAUGGUCAGAGCCUUUUCCUCACUAUGCGGAAGUCUGUUUCUUCUAUGACAACACUACCAAACUUGAUCCAUACUACGCAUCAGUCAAAGCCCUCUACACAGUCGGCUACAGCACGUCGCUUGUGUCUCUGACCACAGCCAUGGUUAUUCUCUGCAGGUUCAGAAAGCUCCACUGCACCAGGAACUUUAUUCACAUGAAUCUGUUUGUGUCCUUCAUCUUGAGAGCCAUCUCAGUCUUCAUCAAGGACGGCGUGUUGUACGCUCAGGAAGACAGCGACCAUUGCUUCGUGGACACAGUGGCAUGUAAAGCAGUGAUGGUUUUCUUCCAUUACUGUGUCAUGUCCAACUAUUUCUGGCUGUUCAUUGAAGGUCUGUAUCUCUUCACUCUGCUGGUGGAGACUUUCUUUCCCGAGAGACGCUACUUCUACUGGUAUACCAUUGUUGGGUGGGGAACUCCCACAAUUUGUGUGACUGUCUGGGCUGUUCUGAGGCUCCAUUUUCAUGACACUGGAUGCUGGGAUACGAAUGAGAACACUGCCCUCUGGUGGGUGAUCAAAGGACCUGUGGUGGCAUCUAUAAUGAUCAAUUUCGUCCUCUUCAUUGGAAUAAUCGUGAUCCUGGUCCAGAAGCUGCAGUCGCCUGAUAUCGGAGGAAAUGAAUCGAGCAUUUACCUGCGUCUGGCACGCUCCACCCUCCUCCUCAUCCCUCUCUUUGGUAUUCACUACACCGUGUUCGCCUUCUCGCCUGAAGAUGUCAGCAAGAGGGAGAGGCUUGUGUUCGAGCUGGGCCUUGGAUCCUUCCAGGGCUUUGUGGUGGCUGUCCUCUACUGUUUCCUCAAUGGAGAGUUUCUCCCUGAAGGUGCAAUCGGAGAUCAAGAGGAAAUGGCGCAGCUGGACGGUGAACCGGUACUUUGCUGUGGACCUGAAGCAGCAGAGGCAUCCUUCGUUGGCCAGCAGUGGAGUGAACGGCGGGACUCAGCUAUCGAUCCUCAGCAAGAGCAGCUCGCAGAUACGCAUGUCGAGCCCGCUGGCGGAGAACGCCAACAUCAGCCUCCCGACCUGAGCAUCUGAUUGGCUAGAAUCAACUUCAAGGUGCCGUUCCACUUACCUACAUCAGACCAACCAGAGCAGACCAAAGUGGCCCCUCAAACCUCUUGCAUGUAGUUAAUUAACCUUGAGAAAAUGAAUCUUUCUGAAAACAUUUACUGGAGACUUUAUGUCUUUAUAAUUUAAUAUUGAAGUAAUAUAUUUAAUUUAUCUCACUACCUUAGACUACAUUAGGUUGCAUUUUUUUACGAUUUAUGAGUUAAAAUUAAUAUUUUUGCAUAACUUAAAUUACAUUUUAUUGAUUUAAAGUCUCUUUAUAUAAUAUUUUCCCCUUUUAUUGUUUUAUUUACAUUCAAAUAGGAGAUGGUGCCACAAGACACACUACUAAAAUAAUAAUAAUAAUAAUACAUUUUAAGAAAUAAAUAGCUGGAUAUAAAGUAUGGGGUCAUAUUUGGCUGUUGGUGUAAAGUAAAUGUGCUUCAAAGUGCCACACUGGUUGCCUGACUGGAUUUCAUUACAGCCCAAAGUUAAAUAUCAACCAAACGUUCGCCUUGCUUGUAAAAAAUGCUCAUUGUUUAAAUGUUUUGUCUUGAAUUUAAACAUUUUCUACUUUCAGCCGUAAGUACAGAGUAUGUCAAAAUAUAACUUAUAUAUAAAGAAAAAAAAACAACUCAUGGAUUGUGUAAAUAGUGACUUUUAGUGUCUAGAUCAGAAUUUCUUUAUUUAGGAUAACACAGUAUUGUUAUGACCUUUUCAAAUAAAAGGAACUGGAGCCCAGAUCUGUAGACUACAUCCCAUAUCCAGAGGACCCAGAAGAUCCUGCCCACUCUAUUCUGGACUAUUUUUUGUAUGAAAUGAAAAAUAAAAACACAUACAGUAUAUAUAAAAGAGAUGUGAACGAGCAGUGUUUCUCAACCUUGGGAAUCGCAAGAUUAGAUUGAAUUAGAGGGACUGUGAGAUGUUAGCUAUAAUGUGGACAUUGAUAUUGGUUUGUUUUUCCUUCUAGUUCCUCAUCUUGAUGCUUAAAAUAAGCAGUCUGUCCUCACAGAUUGUGAUGAUGGGUUUUGAGUUGACUUAGUUUUGUUUUAAGGGGUUACAGAUCAGAAAGGUUGGGAACCACUGACCUACUAUCUGAACCAACUAGAGCCUUUAGCCGCUCUACUAGUGGAGCUCGAGUCUCCUUUUCCCUUUUCAGACAGAUUUUUUUGCAGACUGUGAACAUAAACAGUACAUGUGCUAUAUAGUGGAUGCUUUCACCCAAAGCUCUUCAUAGUGCCAUGAGUUUAAAUGUACAUCAUUUUAUUGUAGGGGAGAGAAUCCCACUGUCAACAUGCUCUUAAACAUACCAGGUUUCAUUGUCUCUUGAUCUCUUUCCUCCGAGCUUGAGACCAUUGUGCCAUAAUAAAUUGUUCCUACUCUAAUUUUAACCAUCCUACACUCAUAUUCCAAAGUGCCUAGUCGGUCACAAAUAGCUAUCAUUUUUACAUUUUUACAGGUAAUCUAAAGGUGCAGCGAGUCAUUUCAAAGAAUGUACAGAGUGGUGGAUUUUAGUGUGGAUUGAAAAAAAUAUGCUUUUUUCCAUUGUGUGUCUCAAAACUUUAUUGGUGAAUUUCUCAUCAUUGUCAGUUUAUUAACUUACACAUAGUGUAAAAAGAGUCCUGCUGAGUAGUUUUCCAUAAUUUUUAUUUAUUUAAUUUAUCUCUUGGUUUACAACCAUGAUGUAUCUACAACACUUCUUUUUAGCAGCAACGUGAAACAUAAAUGGCUUCAAAACAAAAAAUAAACAACAAGUGGUGUAACAGUCAACAUUAAAUGCUUUAAUGUGACAGCUCUUGACAAUCGCUGAUUUUUGCUCAUUUUUCUGUUUUGUUUGUGCAACAAACAGGCUGAGAAACAAUAAUUGUACAAGUGGGGAAAUUAAUUAAUAGAAUAAAAUGUGAAAUGAUGUAAACAAAAAGAAUUUUUUCACCAUAUUUAUUUUAUGUACCGUCAUAGUUGGAUUGUAAGAAUGUAGUAUCUUUGAACAAUGAAUUGAUGAUACUUUACAGAUAAGGAUGUAUAUUUAUUUUCCAUGAAAUGGUGCCAUGUAAAGUGACUAUAUGUACAGUAUACAUGCUUUUUUGUGCAUAAAACAUAGUUGUGGUUCUAAUGUAUGAUUUCAUUAUUUUGAGUGAUGUGGCGUUCUUGGUCUAAGUGCCAUAAAUGUAGUGUCAUAAGAAGUGAGAGUGGGAGAUGCAUAACAAAGUCUCUCAUUCUAGAGAAAGACAAAAAACACAAGAAUCAGAUGCAACCUCUGAAAAGUAACAUUAUAUCAAAUGCAUCAUCUUUGCAGCUUGUGGACAGUAGAGUGAGGAAAACAGACAGGGGAGAUGAUUUUAUUCAAAUAGAUUUUUAGAGGUGGAACAACUGCAACAGACAAAACACAAAGUGUGUAAGAGAGUGUGACUUUAAACACAAACACUCUGCUGCUGCUUAAGUGUUUCUAUCACCAGCCGUCAUUCUGAGUGUUAAACAGCUCAGAUGUAAACGACCAUGUCUCAAAGCUGUUACUGUAUGUGAAAAAAAGAAGAGUAAAAAUGACUCCUUGACCAUUUCUGUGCUGUGUAUUUGUCUACCACAGGGUGGCAGUAAAAUGUUACGGAGAGUGGGAAAAUUUGACAGGCACUGUUUUGCUCAUGUUUAGAAAUGUAGGAUAGGGGAUAGAGAUGCUUAUAUCCCAUAUUUUUAUUCUCUUUUACAUUUGUUUUUUUGACAAGCCCAACAUUUUGAUGUCCAUACUAAAACUUAAAUUAACAUUGUUUUGUUUUUUCAAUGUAAAAAUCUGUGUUUUUUUGUCAUGCCAUAUCUCGAAUUCCUCCCCUUCACUUUAGUGAACUGUGAACUGUGUGAGUUUUUAAACAUACUGUGAGAUUAGAGGAAAUCUGGAGAAUUUGUUUUGAUUCUUAGCACUACAGGAAAACUGAGCAUUGUAGCUUUUAGCUAAAUUUUGGCUAAAAGAGACCACACUGCUUUUUCACAAACCUCUUCUUGCAUUUAUUUUAGAAUUAUUAUAACAAACUAAUGUAUCAAAGAGAAACCCUGAUUUUUAAAAAAAUAUUAUAUAGAGAGAUAUAUAAAAGAUUAAUAACACGCUUACAUCUGUAUGCUAGAAAAAGAAGCUACAUCCAGUGAUUAGGGAAACAGCUAGCCUCUGAUCCUCAUUUAACUCCCUAUUUUAUGCCCAGACCAAAAAUACAAUAUGUAUAAUUUAUGAAUAAUCCUAAAAGGCUGUUUCCCAUACCUAGUAGAUUUCUACUAGCUGGAAGUGACUUUUUACAAGAAGAGAUUCCCCCCUUAGCUAAAUAAGCUACCUGAACAGCAAGCUAAUAUCUUGUCUUUUUGCCAGCAUUUUUAGCAUCAAUCUCAUUUAACUUUCUGAAAAAAAAAAAAAAAAAAAAAAAAUAAAUGAGUGUUUCUAAAUCUGAUAAAAAAAAAUAUUUUGACUGUAAUUAUUCUAUGUGGCAUAUCUCUGUGUUAAGAUGCUGUUACUUUGGCGGUUGUGCUUGUUGAGCCGGUUUUAUGACGUUUUGAGUGUGUGUUAAGUCUUGGUUGCCAAUGAACUGAAUGUACUGUUGUCGCUCAGCUGCUCUUAAAUGUUGCCUGCUAUAAAUUUGCCAUAGUGUACAAAUGAUGUCUUUUCUUUAUCAUGUAUGCAUACUUUUGGCACACAGGUGGACCUCUUGACUAAGACCUGUAGUGUUUGUGGCUGUGAUUUUGUACAUUUCUUUAUGUACCAGUUUUCAGUGUGUGUGUGUGUGUGUGUGUGUGCGUGCGUCUGUGUUUGAAAGUUGGAGACUGUAAUCUGUAUGCAUGUGUAUGUAAUGACAAGCAUUUAGAUAUAUGUAAAUUCUCAGUUUAAUAAAGAAAAAAUAUCUAUGAACUUUCAUCAAAGUUAAGUUCUACCUGUGACAGUGUGCCAUGUGUAACAAGCAUUCUGGUGUCCAACAUUCAUGUCUCCAGUUGUGUAAAAUUGACUGCAAAAUAAACUUGUCGGUGGUAA